ACUUUGAACAUGCUGUAGAUUUGAGGUCAACAACUUCUGCAACAUGGGUGGUGGAUAUCUCUUAAUUGAUGAUGUGACGAGCACUGAGAAGAAGACAAACAGAAUCUUUGUCUUGAUGUUGAUUCUCUGUCUUCACUUUGGACUGGUGAAACAGAACAAGAUUUUCCCACUGGACAUGGCACCUGAUUCCGUUGAUGACAAAUACGAUGGCUGCAGAGACGAAGCCUUUCAGAGGGUGGAUGACUACUACCUCCCACAUGAGAAAAACACCACCACUAACUUCAGAAGAGCCUGGGACAUGGCAGAGAAACAUGCAUCCAUUCCAACAGAUGGUCUGCAGAAAGUGCAUUCCGUCUCUAUGUAUUUGUACACAAAUAACAAACCCCAACCUCCUUCUGAAUCCAUCUACAUAGACUUCAACAAAGCAGUUAGACAAGGCAGGUAUGGUUAUGGAACAUCAUUCCAGUACCAUUCCCUGCACUUCUAUCUGACUGACGCCAUGCAGAUUCUCAAACAAAGUCAAACAACAUGUUGGACCACCUACCGUAGAACCAAUGUAACUUUUGAUCAGGAUGUUGUCAACAAAGAAAUGCGCUUUGGUUAUUUUGUCUCAAGUUCUUUACAUAAGACUUUAUACGAUUUUGGAGACACAUCCUGCUUUGAGAUCAACACAUGUUUUGGUGUUAACUUGACAUAUUACUCUGCCUAUGCAAACGAGGGGGAAGUUUUGAUUCCUCCCUAUGAGGUAUUCAAAGUGACCAACAUCCAGACAAAGUCAGCAGUCAGUAACCUGUGGUGUGAAGUCGUCUACACUCUAAAGAGCACUGGGAAAUGGAAGAGUGACCUGAAUUGUAAAGCAAUAGAUACAGGCUACUGCUACAUGAAGCUACUAACUGUGUUCAUUGUCACAAUAGUGUUCAUAUAUUUACAACACUAAAAUAGUGAUUUUGUCAGACAGUAUAGGCAGCAGCUCUAUAGAGAUGAGAUGAUGACAUGGAAUGACAUACUGAAGUCAUAAAAUAAAACCAAUGUAACAGAAAUAUUUAAUUAAAGUAAUGUGAAUAAAUGUUGGUUAAAACGUAUUAAGUGAUAACAAGUAAUGGUCAGUCACUACCAUCAUGGGACUUUUACUAAGAGUUUUAUCAUGUGUUACAUCAUUUAACCUACAUAACGCAUAGUGUAUUGUUUAAAAAAUAAUACAACUAUUUUUUAUUGUCAAACUGAAACCAAACCAACCUCAAAAAGCACUAAUCGCUCAGCACUACCUCCUAUCGUGGAACCAAAGUGUAUUUUGAUCAGUACAAAAUAUCAGUUUCGGUACCUUCACUUUGAGCACUAUAGGCAAGAAAAUAGGUAGAGAUUCAUUUGGAGCGACGUCCUGCUUUGAGAUCUCCACAUGUUUUGGAGCUGACAUAUCAUAUUACUCUGUAUUUACAGGAGAGAGAGAAGUCUUAAUUCCUCUCUAUGAGGUAUUCACAGUGACCAACAUCCAGAAGAAGUCACCAGAGAAUAACCUGUGGUGUGAAGUUGUCUACACACUAGUGGCCACUGUAGUUUGGAAGAAUUGAACAGCUCAUACAGGCAACAUAAUGCUCUUUAAUUAUGUUCUGUAUAGUACUGAUCAUCCCAUCACCAAUGUACAACGGGAAGUCAUCUGAAACAAAGAUAUCUUUCUCAGCUCUCAGGUGUAAUGAUCCUGUUAAAUGGUUAAUCCCGCAUUACUUCCUCAGAUUAAUAAUUUAAAAAAAUUGUGAAAUUAAAAAUGUAAUGUGAUUUGUAAUUUGAUUAUAUUUUCAGCAUGUGCCCUCCAGCUUUUGAUAAAUAAAUAAAAACAUUGAGCAUGAUUAAAUCCCAUGUCCUAUGUAUCCAC
Molecule: messenger RNA, 1870 nt
Organism: Oncorhynchus mykiss (rainbow trout)
Lineage: Eukaryota; Metazoa; Chordata; Actinopteri; Salmoniformes; Salmonidae
Source: RefSeq, a predicted model, not a curated record